Messenger RNA from Brachypodium distachyon (stiff brome), 1210 nucleotides. RefSeq names its product chitinase 1. The coding region runs from base 107 to 973 and encodes 288 amino acids. The transcript has a single exon. NCBI's taxonomy places the organism in Eukaryota, Viridiplantae, Streptophyta, Magnoliopsida, Poales, Poaceae. The record is from RefSeq and is a predicted model, not a curated record. Gene Ontology annotation, molecular function: hydrolase activity, hydrolyzing O-glycosyl compounds. Gene Ontology annotation, biological process: carbohydrate metabolic process.
CCACACAAGCCCCAACAAGCCCUGGAUAAAAUCCAUCGUGCAAGCAGGGCGGAGCGUCCCACUGGAUCGAGCCCGCGCGACUUCCGAUCCAGCAAGCGCGCGAGCCAUGACGAACGGCUACGUGUUCCGGGAGUACAUCGGCGCGCAGUUCAAGAGCGUGCAGUUCUCCGACGUGCCCGUCAACGCCGGCCUCAGCUUCCACUUCAUCCUCGCCUUCGCCAUCGACUACAUGGCCGCGACCCAGUCCAGGCCCAAGCCCACGCCAGCCAACGGCGUCUUCGCCCCGUUCUGGGACGCGGCGACGCUCUCCCCCGCAGCGGCCGCCGCCACCAAAAAGGCCCACCCCAACCUCAGCAUCAUGGUGGGCCUCGGCGGCGACACCGUGCAGAACACCGGCGUCAACGCCACCUUCGCGCCUACCUCCGUCGACACCUGGGUGGCCAACGCCGUCUCGUCCCUCUCCGCCAUGAUCAACCAGUACGGGCUCGACGGCGUCGACGUGGACUACGAGCACUUCGCCGCCGACGUGGACACCUUCGUGGAGUGCACGGGCCGCCUGCUCACCCAGCUCAAGGCCCGCUUCCCCAGAAUGUCCACCUCCAUCGCGCCCUUCGAGCGCCCGGAGAUCCAGAAGUACUACCGGGCGCUGUGGGCCAAGUACUCGGGCGUCAUCGACUAUGUGAAUUUCCAGUUCUACGGCUACGGCGCCAACACCAACGUGGACUACUACGUGGGGUUCUACAAUCUGCAGCUCAGCAACUACCCCGGCUCCGGAUCCAAGCUGCUCGCCAGCUUCAAGACCGGCGACGUCACCGGGCUGCUCUCGCCGGAGCAAGGCAUCAGCGGGGCCAAGGAGCUGCAGCGGCAGGGCAAGCUGCCGGGGCUCUUCAUCUGGUCAGCGGACAGCUCCAAGGAAGCCGCUUAUAAGUUUGACUAUGAGACCAGGGCGCAGCAGAUCGUCGCCAACCAUUGACGGAUGGAUCCUUCGCGUCCAUGUUUGCGGCGGCACCGGCACGUUCACGAAUAAGGCAUGUCCCUUGCACACGGACGAAGUCACGUACUCCCCAUAUAUAAUGUACGGGGGCUAAUUAAAUAAUUGUCGUGUACAUGUGCAUGAUCAAAUUUGAAUACACGCCUCGCGCACACUCAUCGAUCGUCAUGCUAGCUGAUAUACAGUACUCCGUAAAUUAAUUAAUCUGCAUUUUCUCUU